Messenger RNA from Neurospora tetrasperma FGSC 2508, 973 nucleotides. RefSeq lists its product as uncharacterized. Gene Ontology annotation, biological process: spindle pole body duplication. Gene Ontology annotation, cellular component: half bridge of spindle pole body; mitotic spindle pole body. The transcript has 2 exons. The coding region runs from base 302 to 838 and encodes 178 amino acids. Gene Ontology annotation, molecular function: microtubule binding; calcium ion binding. Lineage: Eukaryota; Fungi; Ascomycota; Sordariomycetes; Sordariales; Sordariaceae. The record is from RefSeq and is a predicted model, not a curated record.
CCGACGACACAAGCCAGAGACAACAACAACAUGCAUCGACGACGACAAGGUCUUUCUCCUAGCUUCACAUCUCCGAUCCAUUGCGGUUGCUGUCGCCAAUAGUCACAGAAUUCUCGCGACCGUAUUUUGCCGAUUUUCAGUCGCACAAUCCAAUUCCUCGCUACGCGUGCGUCUUUCACAUUCCGUCUUGCGCCCAGCAAAACAGUCCGUCGCUCUUGUGACUGGCAAUUGAUCACACACCACCAUCCGCGACCAUCCAGACCGAACACUCGAGUUCACAACCACUCAAGACAAACUCGCCAUGGCAUCUUCACAGCGCACGAUACAAUACACCAUCCCCGGGAGGGAAGACUUUAACAAACUGUCCGACGAGCAGAAAACGCGAGUUGGCGAAGCUUUCGACCUCUUCGACUCCAACAAAGACGGCCUCCUCUCCUACGAAGAAUUUCGCUUCGUCCUGCGCGCCCUCGGCUUCGAGCUGCCCAAGGCGCAGACUUUCGACUUGUUGAUUCGCCACGGCCAAAAGCCCGCCAACUGGCCGCUUGACCAGGAGUGUCCGCCCGUCUACCGGCUCUUCAACCUACCGACGGCGCAGGCGAUCGCGGGAACGCUGAUCCGGCAGCGCGACCCCAAGGAGGAGCUCCGUCGCGCGUUCAGGCUGUUCGAUAUAGAUGGCAAAGGCAUGAUCACGCAGGACGAUCUGAGGAGGGUGAGCAAGCAGGUGGGGAAUAACAUACCGGAUGCUGAUAUCACGGCCAUGAUUGAAGAGUUUGAUGCGAGUGGGAAGGGGGGAGUGGAUGAGGAUGAGUUUUUGAGGUUGAUGAUGAGUAAGAAAUGAAGCGGGCAAAGAAGAAGGAUAAAAGAAGACGAAAGAGAUGGUGCUUUUUUGCAGAUAAAAGUCAUGUGGAAUGGUUAGAUGAUACCCGAAUGGAGGCAUGAUGGACAAUGAAUAUUUUUGUUUGGUUCUUCUUUG